Molecule: messenger RNA, 5160 nt
Organism: Archocentrus centrarchus (flier cichlid)
Lineage: Eukaryota; Metazoa; Chordata; Actinopteri; Cichliformes; Cichlidae
Gene: sema3c
Product: sema domain, immunoglobulin domain (Ig), short basic domain, secreted, (semaphorin) 3C
Exons: 18
Coding region: 209-2506 (765 amino acids)
Biological process (GO): semaphorin-plexin signaling pathway; positive regulation of cell migration; negative chemotaxis
Cellular component (GO): plasma membrane
Molecular function (GO): semaphorin receptor binding; chemorepellent activity
Source: RefSeq, a predicted model, not a curated record
CCUCUCCUCUCCUCUGUCCUGUACUCUCGGUCAAGUCUGUUCUGUGAGCACUUAGAUGGAAUAGCAGCAUUUUUCUUCUUUGGUGUUAUUAGAGGAUACUGGAAACAGGGGAGAAAUACGAUCCUGCCUACUUAAACUUGGACCAGCACUGAAGGAAGCUCCUGAGAGCAGCAGUGGUGACUGGUUUUGGUUCCUGAGUGGUGCAGUUAUGGGCAGGCCAGAGGGGUUGGCCAGGCCACCUCUGGUGUCAGCUAUGGCGUUUUCCCUCCUGGCUCUCUUUUUCCUCUGCGCCGGGGUCUCCAGCCUCCCACAGCCUCUGCCAAGAGUCUUCCUUUCCUUUGAAGACCUGCAGACCUCUGAGUCAUUUGAACAUUAUAGUAUAUCAGACAAUGCCAUGGACUACAGGCUCCUCCAGAUGGAUGAGGACCAGGACAGGAUGUACGUGGGCUGCAAGGACCAUGUUCUCUCCAUGGACAUCAACAACAUCACCCAUGGCACACUUAAGGUGUUUUGGCCGGCAUCAGUGAGCAAAAUAGAAGAGUGCCAAAUGGCAGGCAAGGAUCCCACACAUGGCUGUGGGAACUUCAUCCGGGUGGUGCAGCCUUAUAACAGAACUCAUCUGUUCAUGUGUGGCAGUGGAGCGUACAGUCCCGUCUGCGUGUACGUCAACAGGGGCCGCAGACCAGAGGAACAAGUAUUUCACAUUGACUCCAGGACCGAGUCAGGAAAAGGAAGGUGCUCCUUCAAUCCUCAAGUGAAUACAGUCUCUGUCAUGCUCAAUCAGGAGCUGUUCUCAGGCAUGUACAUUGACUUCAUGGGGACAGAUGCUGCCAUCUUCAGGAGCCUAACCAAGAGAAAUGCAGUGCGGACAGAUCAGCACAACUCUAAGUGGCUUAGUGAACCCAUUUUCAUCGACGCCCACCUCAUACCAGAUGGAACAGACCCCAAUGACUCCAAAUUGUAUUUUUUCUUCCGUGAGAGGCUAACAGAUAACAGUGGAAAUACUAAAAAUAUCCACACCAUGGUGGCCAGAGUUUGUCCAAAUGAUGUCGGAGGACAGCGCAGCCUGGUCAAUAAGUGGACCACCUUUCUCAAAGCCAGAUUGGUGUGCUCAGUUGUGGAGGAAGAUGGCACUGAAACACAUUUUGAUGAACUUGAAAGUGUGUUUUUGCUGGAAACGGAUCAUCCCAAGGGCCUGUUGGUGUUUGGCGUGUUCACUUCCACAAGCUCUGUGUUUAAAGGCUCAGCAGUGUGUGUGUACAACAUGGCGGACAUUCUCACAGUCUUCAACGGGCCCUUCGCUCACAGAGAAGGGCCCAACUUCCAGUGGGUUGCAUUCCAGGGGCGCAUCCCCUAUCCAAGGCCAGGAACUUGUCCCGGUGGAGCCUUCACACCUGACAUUCAGACGACAAAAGAGUUCCCAGACGACGUGGUGACCUUUGUACGCAACCAUCCUGUAAUGUUCAACCCCAUCUACCCGGUGGGGAGGAGACCCCUGGUGGUUCGUACCAACGCUGACUAUAAGUACACAGCGGUGGCUGUGGACCAGGUCAUGGCUGCUGACGGCAACUACCAAGUGCUCUUCCUUGGCACAGACAAAGGUACAAUACAGAAGGUGAUUGUGCUGCCGAGCAACCAUUCCCUGCAUGACGAUCUGAUCCUGGAGGAGCUGGAAGUGUUUAAGAAUAAGGCUCCUGUUACAAACUUAAGAAUAUCCUCUAAAAAACAACAGCUGUACGCCAGCUCUGAGUUCGGGGUCUCUCAGGUCUCCCUGCACCGUUGUCAGGCGUACGGCUCAGCUUGCGCUGACUGCUGCCUCGCCAGAGACCCCUACUGUGCCUGGGAUGGACUCAGCUGCUCCCGCUUCUACCCCACCGGAAAAAGGAGAAGCAGGAGGCAGGAUAUUAUGCAUGGAAAUCCACUCACUCAGUGUAGAGGAUUCAAUUUAAAAGCUUACAGGAACGCAGUGGAGAUGACACAGUACGGCGUUAAAAACAACACCACUUUUCUGGAGUGCCUUCCCAAGUCUCCUCAGGCAUCCAUUCGCUGGCUGAUUCAGCGGGACAAUGACCGAAGGAAAGAGGUAAAGCUGAGUGACCGUGUCCUCUCCACUGAACACGGCCUCCUCAUCCGCUCCGUACAGCUGUCCGACCAGGGCCUUUACUACUGCCUGACCACCGAGAAUGGCUUUAAACGCACUGUCGCCAAAAUCCGUUUGCGUGUGCUGAGUGAAGCCAUGGUGAGCAUGCUGACAGACAAGCAGCAGUCUCCUUGGGCAUGGGCCAGCUCUUUGCACCCCAAGGUCCUUUUGGCAGCUUUCAGUCCCGAAGAGAGCCUGGCAGUGCAACAAUACUGCAAAGAGAGAAAGGAGCUCAAAAACCUCCAACAGAGGCAGCAGCAGCAACCACCGCAGCCGCCCGGGCCUCUCAGGGGGGAUUUGGCCAAACUGAAACCGUUGCUGGACCGGAGGAAGAGCCGCAAUAGACGCAAUCACCCAGAGGACUGACAGAGGGUGUUGGCAGCUGCAGAAACAGACAUGCACACUUUCCUAUAAUCCUAUACGCCACAAAACAGUUACAGACCCCCAUAUUCCAACUUUCAUCUCAACUCUAGAGCUCCAUUGUUGAUAGACAUAAGAAGAAGGGUGGGGAAAUGUUAUUUAGCAAUAUGUCCUUCUUCUUGCAUGAGGAACUGUGACCAGAGGGCUGUGACAUGAGCCAUUCUUUUUUUUUUUUUUUGUCACAGUCACAACACAAACCAAAGUGGUCCUAUUAUGACAGCCACUAAGAAUCUGUUGGCUCUGCUAAUAUUGCUAAUGGUAAUACACAUCAGGACACAGCUAUAUUUUAAACAUUAGAGUGAAAUUUGAACUAGUUGGACAUACUCCCAUGUGAAUGUUUUAUUUUUUAACCAAACUGUUGAAUUCUGGGACAACAGGACUUUGAAAAUAAAUGUAGUUAGCAUACUGUUUACAGUACCAAUGGUCAUUAUAGAGCAUAUGGCAAUAAAAAGUCUCGUGUUAGCGUGAUGAAAGUUAAAAAUCUUUUAGCUCAAAGGCCAAGCUUUACAUCCAGCGCUGAGGUUCCCCAAACAGAAAUUCUCAGCUAAUUCAGUAUGAAAUUCCAUGUGACUUGUUGCAUACAUUUUACAUGAUCUCUAUAUUUAUUCCUAUUACUCGGAUGUACAUGUACUGUAUGAAUAUGUGCCUCAUGUGUAAUCUGCAUAUUGUAUCACAAUUCUCCUGUUUCCAGCACAGAAGCAUGUUUAAAGAAGGUCUCUUAAAUCCUUGGCUGGAUUAGAUUUUAGCAACCAAGCUAGCAGACAUGCACAUUUUAAUUAGUUUACAAGUAUGCAACUGCUGAAAUAUGACAGUAUCCAUCACUGGAUCCACAUUUUCUCUGCUAUUUCCAGCAACUUGGACAUACAUUUAAUUCAGAAAUUAUUGUUAAUGAAGUAGUCUGUGAGUUAAAACCUUUAACAUAUGUGAAAAGGCUAUUUUUUCCUAAACAUUGUUAAUGUAGAUAGUGAUUGUUUGUUGCUUGUGUACAGAGGUUUGUUUUUGUUGUUUCUCUGUUUGUUCAGUUGUGUCAUUCUUUUAAUUUAAUGUUGUGCCAGAUAUUGUGUUUUAAAUGUGUAUAUAAUUUCAACAUAUUUUGCCAACUAACUACGACUGUAUCUGCAAAUUGCAGAGAUAUACAGUAUUAUUUUAAUUUUGAGAAAAGGCUGUCUAGCGUGUAUCUUCUCUCGUACAGAUUUCUCCUGCAUCAUGUCAACAGUGUAAUUUUAGUGUUAUGAAAUAUAUGUAUUUCUAUUUAUUAAUGUUAUGAUAGCCUGAAUAAAUUUGUUCAGUUGAAUCUCAGUUUUACCAACAAAUCAUAGUGUUUAUUGUAAGACUACAUCAGUUUUUAAAUACACUCUACCAUUGUGUCUGAACUUUUACUGGUACUGUACAUUUUUACUACUAUAGUGCUGUGAAAAAGUCUUGGCCACCCCUAAUUUCUUUAUGUGUUGCUUUCUAGUAAUUUUUAUAGUGGUCUUGAGCAAUAGUUCUCAAGCUUUCUGAAGGUCUUUCAAAGCUUUUCUUUGGACAUCGGCUGCUUUUUCACUCAAUUUCAGUCCAGUCCUUAUACCUGACCAUUUUAUUUUCUUUUUUUUUGUUAAACAAAAAGAGGUAUUAGUUAAAAACUAUUACUGUGUCCUUUAAAAAAAAUAUUUGAGGAAACUAGGCAAGUGGAGGACAAAAGAAGUGUCAGGUCUAAAACAAAACAGUAUCUAAAAGUCAUGCCCUUAAUAAAUGGAGAAAAAUCUGGCAAAGACCUGGCACAAAUCUGAGAGAUGCAUUUGUCCCUUCAGUUGAUCCAUCUACUGUUCACUGAAGCCCAAUCAGAAAUGGUUUCAGCUAUUCUUAAGGAAGGAAAACAGCUUUGAAUGUCCUUCAAGAAAGCUGAAGGACUUUUCCGGAAGACUACUGAAAAAAAAUGAAAAGAAAGCUUACCUAAGAGAGUUCAGGCUAUGUUGACAAAUAAAUGUAUUUUUAUCAAAUGGUAAACUUUCAAGCUUGUUAGAUUUGUGCAAACUCUGGUUUUGCCAAAAGCAUUCACUCACCCAUCCAAAUCAUUGAAUUCAGGUGUUCCAAUCACUUCACACAGGUGGCCACAGGUGUAUAAAACCAGGCACCUAGUCAUGCAGAGUACUUCUACAAACAUUUGUGAAAGAAUGGGUCGCUCUCAGUAAAUUUCAACAUGGUACUAGCAAUGGCGCAAUUUGGAAUAACAGUAGCUCAGUCUCGAAGUGGUAGGCCUUGUAAAAUCAUGGAGCAUGGUCAAUAGAUGCUGAGUUACAUAGUGUGCAGAGGUUGCCAACUUUCUGCUACAGACCUCCAAACUUCAUGUGGCCUUCAGAUAAGCUCAAGGACAGCCCACAGUAAGCUUCAUGGAAUGGGUUUCCAUGGCCAAGCAGCUGCAUCCAAACCUUACAUCAUCAAGCUCAAUGCAAACUGUCGGAUGCAGUGGUGUAAAGCAUGGAUUCUUGAGCAGUGGAGAUGUGUUCUUUAGAGUGACAAAUUGCACUUCUUCAUCUGGCAAUCUGAUGGGUGAGUCUGGGUUUGGUGGUUGCUAGUAGAACAGUACUUGUCUGAGUGCAUUGUGUCAAAUGUAAAGU